AUGGAUAUCGUAAAGUGUAAUAACUGUAACAUAGUUAUUUGUGAACUAUUGGCUUUUGUGCAAAAUAAAGCUGAUGUAAUGGAUGAAGACAGUAUACUUCGUUUGUGUUCUACUGCGUUCACAACGGAUGAAAUCACACAGGCGAAAAAAUUACUUUUCGAGUCGGUACAAACUAUAACGCGAAAGAAAAGAAAAGGUGAAGGAAAAAGUAAGCGAGAUAUGGAAGAUAUUCUAUGUGUGAUCAAAGAAACAGACCCUGAUUUGAUACCUAUUUUUGUGGCAAGGGACUUACAUCGUCUUCCCCCGGUCACAUUUGAUCAUGUAGACGUCACGAGACUGUUAAGGGACAUUAUUAAACUGCAAGAUAAUGUGUUGUUUAUAAAGGAAAAUUAUGCCACUAAGGAAAUGGUUUUGAGUCGAACGUCGGGGAUGUAUGGUAACAAAAAGAGAGAGGCUGCUAUACAAGACAGUUUUGAGUGCAAUAGUGAUCCAAUUGGUCUUUCGCAAAGUAUUUCAACGGAAGAAUUUCAAACCGAUUCAACGAAUAUCAUUCAUACUUCUUGCAUUGACAACACAAAGAUUCAACGCCCGGUGGCUCAGUCACUGUCAUCUGAUUCGCUCGCACACAGGGUAUCAUGUCAUAGUGACCUCUCACUUUCAUGUCCAACCGAGCGGCCGAGCGGGGAAACGGGUUCUGGCGGUAUACGACCUGCGGUUUCGCCUGCGCAUGUAACAUUGCGGCGACCGGCGAGAAUCGAGGUGAGUCAGCCUAGCAACAACUCAUAUUCCGAUGCGGCUUCGCGCGCGCCUCGGGAGUCGGAGGUAGCGGGUUCGAAUAAUGGGAGAAUUUGCAAAAAUGAUGACUGGGUUCUGGUGCAACGAAAGCGAAAGAACAGAUUCACUGCGAUGAAGGGAAAGGCAGAUAAUCAGUACAAUUCUUUUAAAGCGGCAAAUACGAGAAUACCGUUUUAUAUAUAUAAUAUUGAUAUUAAUUGCCAGACUGAAGACAUCUCUAAUUAUAUUACGAGCAAGACCGGUGUUGACGUGCAAUUGGAGAAAGUCAAUAUGAAAUUUAAAAAAGAUUAUGUAGGGUACAAGUUUAUGAUCCCUAAGGAUAAAUUAUCGAUGUUUAUGGAUGAGAACUUAUGGCCUUGUGGAGUAUCUUACCGCAGGUUUGUACAGUUUAAUAACCAUUGGAAAACAAGGGAUGAACAGAAAUUAAUUACUCAAAAUGGUUAA
Molecule: messenger RNA, 1239 nt
Organism: Pieris macdunnoughi
Lineage: Eukaryota; Metazoa; Arthropoda; Insecta; Lepidoptera; Pieridae
Source: the annotation of a GenBank genome assembly